Dichomitus squalens LYAD-421 SS1 is the source of this 1075-nucleotide messenger RNA. RefSeq lists its product as uncharacterized. The transcript has 4 exons. NCBI's taxonomy places the organism in Eukaryota, Fungi, Basidiomycota, Agaricomycetes, Polyporales, Polyporaceae. Gene Ontology annotation, molecular function: hydrolase activity, acting on acid anhydrides, in phosphorus-containing anhydrides. The record is from RefSeq and is a predicted model, not a curated record. The coding region runs from base 103 to 1044 and encodes 313 amino acids. Gene Ontology annotation, cellular component: mitochondrion.
CGACGACCGGUCAGAAUCAGCCGUAUGCCAAUUUCGUGCAGCUUUCCGGCCACCAGCGCAACAACGUUUACAUUCUAUUACUCGACCACUCGCGCAUCCACGAUGUCGUCAAGGCCUGCUGCAGGCAUUGUACAAUCACGACCGACCCCUCAAGCCCCGAGGCCGUCGGCGACUGCCAUCGUCGUUAACUCUCAGAACGAGGUGUUGCUUGUCCACAGAAAUCCCAAGUCGUCGUCGUUUGCUAACGCACAUGUGUUUCCGGGAGGAAAUUACGACAAGAAGCAAGACGAAGGCCAAGGACUGCCGUUUACCGCAAUUCGAGAAGUCUUCGAGGAAUCCGGCCUCCUUCUGGUCCAUCCCUCUAGCUCCGGCUUGCCUAUUGACGCGGAGCUGGACAAAGCUCGCGAGGCCAUCCACGCCCAGAAGCGUCUCUUGAACGAUUUCUUGAUUGAACAUGAUCUCAAACCUAAUGUUGAGGGUCUUUUGCCCUUCACCACGUGGAUUACGCCGCCAAUCUAUCCCAGGCGAUUCCGGACACAGUUUUAUGUCACAUUCUUAGAUGAGACACGUUCAGCGGGAUUCUCGUCUGGGGACAAGCAAGAACGUCUUCCCACCCCUGACGGCGGACAAGAGGUCAUCGAGGCGCGCUUUGUGCAUCCUACAAAGGCACUCGAGGAGUUCUAUUCUGAGCGCAUCACACUCUUCCCACCGCAAUUCUACCUCUUGACAACCUUGUCCAGCCUCCUCGAGGGGCCGCGCAACACUCCGGAACAGCGCGAGCGCGUUCGGGCGCUAUCGAACGGAGCCUUCGGGCAGAUGGUCAUCAAUCCCCGCGUAAUCCGCGACAAGGAUGCCGAGGCGGAGGGUUACAAGGUCAUUACAUACGAGGGGGACGAAGCGAAUGGAGGCUCACCUGGCCGACGUCACCGAUGCCGACUGAAGUUUGGUCAAGGAGGGUCUGCCACGUACAUUACUCUCGAGCGCAACUUCGACAUAUUCACUGAGAUAGAGAGCCAUCUAUUCUCCGCGCCUGCCAAGCUCUGACAUAUCUCGCAUGGAUUGUACGCUACCUCUC